AUACCGACAACAUCGUUUCAUAAUUAAAAAAAAAUCAAUCCAUUGGAUGAUGACGAAGGCGGUGGUGGCGUAUACAAGGAACACCGACUAAACCCAACCCACUGUUUGUGAGAGUUGUACUCAGAAAAUCCACCACAAUUUGAACACCAAUAAUCAUGUUAAGAUUACAUCUUCUAAAAUUUUUAACUGUAUUUUCAGCUUAUUUAGUAAUAGGACAGUGUGCUCAGCCAGAGGUUGUCCAUGAAGCUGGCCGAUGUAUAUGGUACGAUCAGUGUGGCAAACAUCCACAAACUGGCAAGGCAGUUAACUGCUUCUACAAUGGUCUAGCCAAGCCAAUGAUGGACCCUGAAGGAUUGGACAUUUUAAAAGAGCUGUGUCCAUGGCUAAUGACUAGUGAGCAUCCACUAACAUGCUGCUCAACCUCCCAGCUGCAGACCUUCCAGGGAAGUCUUCAAGUCCCUCAGCAGACGUUUGCAAGGUGCCCAUCGUGCUACCGCAACUUUGCAAAUCUCUAUUGCAUGAUGACAUGCAGUCCAGACAAUAGUCUUUUCAUAAUCCCCACUGAGGUUAGGAAUUCCUCAGAUUCUGCCAUCAUGGAAAUAAAUGAAGAAAUUUCUAGAGACAUUGAGGUCAACGUGGUCGAGGAGAAAAAAGGAGAUUUGGAAGGUCAAGUACAAGAUAGUGUAUUGUCAAGUGGUUAUCUGGGUACCAAUAUUACCAAUUCUACCACAGCUGUCCUUUCAAUAGACUAUAUUUUAGCACAUGCAUAUGCUGAUGGAUUUUUCAAUUCCUGUUACCAUGUCAACUUUCCAAGCUCCAACCAGAAAGCUCUGUCUCUCUUCUGUGGCCUUUGCGGCGGCUACGAUAAGUGCGAACCAGAUUGUUUCCUCAAUUUCAUGGGGGAUAUAAAUAAUGGACAGACACCAUUUGGCAUUAACUUUACAAUAACUGAUCAUCAUCUAGAGCACAACAUGAAAGCAGCUAAUCACACAGCUCAUAAGUGUAAUGAAAGUGUUGGCAAUGAUUCACAGCCAUGCAGCUGUCAGGAUUGUCCUGCAACCUGCCCUCCAGUACCACCACGUCCAAAGCCUCCAGUUCCUUGUAUGAUUGGUAAAUUAGGUUGCGUACCUUUUGCUAUGAUCAUUGGUUUUAUUGUUUUUGUCAUCCUAUUUUCCUUGGCUUUUGCCUUUGGUCUGAAGUGUGGGUCAGGCAGGAAGAUGUCUGCUUUUAAUAUAAAUGAUCAAAAACCAAAGCAGACUGUCACUGAGAGUGAUAUUGGAUGUCGGGAAUCCUUUGGCCAGAAAGAAGAGCAGGUACUCAACCUGAUCUUCAGGAAGUGGGGAACCAUGUGUGCUGGGCAUCCAUUUUUGGUACUGUUUAUUGGUCUUGUAGUAAUUUGUGCUGCAGGAAUAGGAAUCAGACAAUUCAUUGUAAUCACAGACCCAGUGGAGUUAUGGUCCCCACCAGAGAGCCAGUCAAGACUGGAGAAGAACUACUUUGAUGACAAUUUUGGACCAUUCUAUCGUACAGAACAGUUGAUAAUUACAGCUCCUAAGUUCCCCCCUGAAAUCUACGAUACUUAUCCAUAUGGUGAUAUCAUACCUUUCGGAGGAGUUUUAAGGAAAGAGAUCUUGCAUCAGGUAUUGGAUCUGCAAAAUAACAUCACUAAAAUACAGGUUCCUUACAAUGGUUCUCUUAUUGGCCUUGAUGACAUUUGCUACAAGCCUUUGUCAGAGAACUGUACAAUUAUGAGUGUCCUUAACUACUGGCAGAAUAGUCAUGAAGAGCUUGACAAAGUUGUGAAGGACCAGUCUGGAUUCUGGGUGCUCUCCGAUUACCAUGACCACUUCCUUUCCUGUGUUGUAGCCCCUACUUCACUGAAUGACACUACACAUCUUCAUACUCCUUGCAUGGGUACAUUUGGAGGGCCUGUGUUCCCAUGGCUUGCGGUCGGUGGUUAUGAUGGUACCAAUUACAACAAUGCAACGGCAUUGGUGAUUACAAUGACAGUGAAUAACUACAAGACAGGUGAUCCUCGAUUAGAGAAAGCUCUUGCUUGGGAGCAGGGCUUUCUCAAAUAUAUGAAGCAUUUUACAGAGAGGAACCUUAAUCCAAAUUUGACCAUUGCAUUUUACUCUGAGCGAUCUGUUGAAGACGAAAUCUACCGUGAGAGUAAAAGUGAUAUUCUUACUAUAGCUCUCAGCUACCUACUUAUGUUUGCCUAUGUGACUUUAGCUCUCGGCCAGUACAACAGCGUCGAACGUCUACUCAUUGAUUCUAAGAUUGUGCUGGGUCUGUCUGGCGUUACUUUAGUUUUGUGCUCUGUUGUAGCAGCCAUUGGUUUACUUAGUUAUGCCAAAGUCCCUGCCACCUUGAUUGUCAUUGAAGUUGUGCCGUUCCUCGUCCUUGCUGUUGGUGUAGAUAACAUCUUUAUUCUUGUUCAGGCUUAUCAGAGGGACAGACGUCAACCUUAUGAGUCUCGAGCUCAGCACAUUGGUCGUAUUGUUGGUAACGUCGGCCCUAGCAUGCUGCUCACCAGCUCAUCUGAAUCUAUAGCAUUUUAUCUUGGAGCAUUGUCUGAUAUGCCAGCCGUUAAGGCAUUUUCCCUGUAUGCUGCCACUGCAGUCUUUAUAGACUUCUUGCUGCAGAUUACUUGUUUUAUAGCUGUUUUAGCAUUAGACUCGGCCAGACAAGAGAAUAAUCGAUUUGAUAUGUGUUGCUGUGUUAAAAACAAGCAAGCUGGUCAGGCUCCUAAGGAGCCCGGUCUUUUGUAUCGUGCAGUUUGUGUCUAUUCUAAAUUUCUCAUGAAAGAUGCAGUUAGAUAUUGUGUUAUUGUUAUUUUUGCUGCUCUUGCAUUUUUAUCUGGUGCUGCUCUGAGUAAAAUUGAAAUUGGUUUGGACCAAAAACUUUCCAUGCCUGAGGGCUCGUACGUCAUAGAUUUAUUUAAUAACCAAACAGCCUACAUGACUGCUGGACCUCCCGUGUACUUUGUUAUCCGUGAUGGCUAUGACUACACAGAAGUUCCAAAUCAGAAUAAGAUAUGUGGAGGCUCAGGCUGUAAUUCUGACUCGCUGACAUCACAAAUAUACAAUGCUGCACAGUACCCAAAUGUAACAAUGAUCAGCCAGCCAACGAGUUCCUGGUUGGACGAUUAUUUUGACUGGGUCAGUCCUGGUGGUCAGUAUCCCUGCUGUCGUACCGACCCUGCCGGGGACUUCUGUCCAGCCACAGAUGAUAACAGCAACUGCACCACAUGUAGACCACUAAAUGAAAAAAACCAGCGGCCCGACCCCAAAGAGUUUGUUGAGUUUCUGCCGUUCUUUCUGGAGGACAAUCCAACAGUAAAAUGUAGCAAGGGGGGACAUGCAGCGUAUGGUGCUGCAGUUACAUUUGAUGAUGCUAACAAGACAGAGGUGGGAGCAACUUACUUCAUGACUUACCACUCCAUUCUAAAGACAUCAGCUGAUUAUAUUGCUGCACUCAGACAAGCACGUGAAGUAGCGGAAAACAUAACGACAAUGAUGAACCAUACAAACGCUGACGGCUCAUACUUCGAUGUGUAUCCAUACAGCAUUAUAUAUGUGUAUUAUGAGCAGUACCUGACCAUGGUACAUGACACUAUCAUCAACCUAAGUUUGUGCUUACUCGCUGUUUUUGUUGUAACAUUCCUUCUGCUUGGUUUUGACGCGUACUCUGCUGUCAUCAUUGUCCUGACCAUAGCUCUCAUCACACUUGAUCUGAUCGGUCUUAUGUAUUUCUGGAAUGUGGACUUAAAUGCUGUUUCUCUUGUUAAUCUAGUCAUGUCUGUUGGUAUAUCAGUGGAGUUUUGUUCGCACAUUACGCGAGCCUUUGCUGUGAGUACAGAACCAACACGUGUGCAACGAGCCAUUGCUGCUUUAUCACAAAUGGGAAGCUCUGUACUUAGUGGAAUUACACUGACAAAAUUCCUUGGGAUAGUGGUGUUGGCAUUUUCCAAGUCUCAGAUAUUUCAAGUGUUUUACUUCAGAAUGUACUUCGGCAUAGUGGUAUUUGGUGCUUCACAUGGACUUAUAUUCUUGCCAGUACUUUUGAGUUUUAUAGGACCACCAGUAAACAAAGCUAAACUAUUAGAAGAACAGGAAAGAAAGCCUUUAGUAAAGAAUGGCACUGCAGAUGAACGAUCACCCUUGAUUACACCUCGUGCAGAUGCCCAAAACCACUACUAUGCAUAAACUAUUCCAUGUCCAAAAAGCAAACCUUGUGCAAUAAAGCAAACUGAUGCUACAAAUGUGCACUUUGAUGCUACAGAAUACUACAAAUUGCUACAAGAAUGCACUUGGAUGUUACAGAAUGGACUUUUAUGCUUCAGGGUUAGACUUUGAUACCACACAAUACUAUAUGUAUUGCUAAAUGAAUAAAUUGUGUUUAGAAUGCACAUAUAUGUAACACAUAGUGCUUUGAUGCUACAUCAUGCUACAAAGAUGCACUUUUAUGCAAUAUUAUGGUACGGAAAGUGACAUGCUACAGUAUAAUCUUACACUUUGAUAGAGCAUCAAACUGCAUCAUACAGUACUACAGCACAAGGAUACACUUUGGUGCUACAUGAAGCUACCAUAAAAUAUACUGAAAGCUACAUCAUGCUACAAGAAUGCAAUUCAGUGCUAAAGAAUAUUACAAAUAUGUGUAUUCUACACAUGCAUGAUUGGAAUUCAAAAAAGUUAGUCUGUGCCUUGUACACAUAUAAGUUGAUUGGUAACAUUUUUUAAUUAUUGAUUUUAGUGACAAUUCUCCAUCUAAAUACAAAAAUGAAUUUUAUUUAUAUAAAUCGAAAGAGCAAUGGAGGUUAAACUAAGCAGUCUUUGUUCUGCAACUGUUUUUUGUUUUGUUUUUAGUAGACAGCAAGACUCAAUUAUACAGGGACAGGUCUGGACUGAACUCAUUAGUGCCAAAGCCAGUCUCAUUUUAGUGAACAGGAUAGGAGAAAUUAAUAAUAAACAAAACGAAUGCUAAUAGCAACAAACAUUAAAAUUAUGUCGCCAUUAUAUUUAGUAGUACCACUGUGUGGAUUUGCAUUUGCCUGUAGAUAACAUGACUGCGUAGUAUUUAUUUAAUUUACAAAUGGGUAAUUCAAUUGUUUGUAGUAGUAUGGCCUGGGUUUCCAUAGAACUGUUUUUCAAAAUAUAUCAAUAAUAUUGUUUGGCAUAUAUUGUUAAUUAUGAUUACACUUCUGGUACAUGAUGUAAAAAUAUGGUACUUUGUAAUUUGAAUUUUGAUUGACAUCCCCCUGAAGACUUGAACAAUCCUACCAAACAUUAAAAUGUUGGCUGCCAAUGUUCUACAAAUUGUAGGGCACCAAAAUGCUAGUUGUCCAUACAAUGUCCAUGCAUAGACAUUUUGUAUUGUACUAGUUGAACACAAACUGGUUGCUUGCGUUUCAUUACAGUUGAUAGUGAUAAUGUUAUUACUGUGCUACCUUUAUGUUUCGGAACAUGGGCAACAACCAGCCAUUGCGAUAUUUCUGAGAACCAUAUUUUUACACAUUAUGUAUCAGAAUUUUAAACACAAUGUUUACUUGCAAACCUUCAAAAAGUAUUACAAAUUUUAAGUUAUUGUAUAUUUUGAAGUUUUAACACAUAUCAUUUACUUGAACAACCAGCUCUUGUUGGGAAGUAGUUGGAUAAUAAAUUGCAAACAGUUCCAUGAUUUAUGAAAACAAUUAUAUUUAUUUCACUUGAGAUACCUAUGAAUCAUGCUAUCAUUAGUGUAUUGUUUCAGAUUAGAGUAAACGCACAAGAUAAUUAGCAUAUGCUUUUAGGAUUUCUUCAAAAUUAGAAGCACUUAAGUUCAUUGCUGUAGAUUAUUUAAUAUUAAAUGCACAUUUUACAUACAUUAAUUGAAUGUCUUGAACCAUCUCAAGUUUGACCUUUGUUGAACAUUAAUUUUAAAAAGAGCUUAUCAACGUUAUUUAAUUACAGAAAUCAAUGUUUUCUAAUUGAUUUUUUUUUUCUACAAAUUAAAAAAUAUUUUUAUAUACACAUGUCAACUGUAAAUGAUAGCAUUUUAGUUGCAUACUUUGUGUACAAGUGAUAUAGUAAUGUUCAAAAUGUAUUCUCUAUUUGUACAGUAUAUCGUUGUUCCAACAACCCGUUUGCAUUACUCUUGUGAUAUGUUGAAGUUAGGGAAUGGGAGGGGUUGUUGGGGUAUGUGUUAGAUCAGUAUUUACUUAUGGAGAUAAACCCAUUACCCACAUGAUUUUGUGUACAUAGAAUUUCUAUUAAUACAAGUUUAAAAAAACCAAAUAUAUUGUAAAACCUUCAUACAUGAACAAAAAAUUUAUUGUUAAUUUUAUGUUAAUAAGAAUGUUGUAAAAAUAGAAUGAGAAAUGGAUAUUGUGAUGUGAAUUUGGUUUUAUUAUUUAUUAUAGAAUGUUACUAUAAAGUGUUUGUAACAAAUAUAAAGAUUUUAAAAUUGAAUUGUUAAUAAUGUUGAUCAUUAUGUAGGUUAAUUUUAUAUACGAGGCUUACCAUCCCAAAACCAGUGUACUGUUGCUAAGCAAGUAUAGCAAUGUAGAUGUGUUGUAUACUUGUACUCAUAACUUAGGCAAUACUAAGUCACUUAAAGUAAAUGACCAAACAUCAUUUUAAAGCUUAUAAUGUGGAAAAUAUGAAUAUUUUAUAAAAU
Molecule: messenger RNA, 6660 nt
Organism: Anneissia japonica
Lineage: Eukaryota; Metazoa; Echinodermata; Crinoidea; Comatulida; Comatulidae
Product: NPC intracellular cholesterol transporter 1-like
Exons: 19
Coding region: 156-4211 (1351 amino acids)
Cellular component (GO): membrane
Molecular function (GO): lipid carrier activity
Source: RefSeq, a predicted model, not a curated record